Mytilinidion resinicola is the source of this 2019-nucleotide messenger RNA. RefSeq lists its product as uncharacterized. Gene Ontology annotation, molecular function: DNA-binding transcription factor activity; RNA polymerase II cis-regulatory region sequence-specific DNA binding. The transcript has a single exon. The record is from RefSeq and is a predicted model, not a curated record. Gene Ontology annotation, biological process: regulation of transcription by RNA polymerase II. Bases 1 to 2019 code for a protein of 672 amino acids. Lineage: Eukaryota; Fungi; Ascomycota; Dothideomycetes; Mytilinidiales; Mytilinidiaceae.
AUGCCCAACGAUUAUCAGCCUUUGCCCCGCGGCAAGUCUGUACCCACGUACAACGUGAAGAUACUCGCAGGCACUUCGCUCCACACGCCGACCAAGUAUUUACAGAAACACCUACCGACUGUUUCGAGACCUGCUGUUCCAUCACGCGUCUCAUCCUCACUCAACAGCCAGUUGAACACCAAGACCAUGCCUAGCGAAAAGAAGAUAACGCCUCGCGGAUCCUCUCGGAAGCCCCGCAAGUCUAAAUCUACAAACAACCUGAGCGUACUCUCAGGCACUACCCCACCCGUUAUUCCAUCAUCUCCCACGACGAAGGACCAGGCUGAAGAAUUCGAGCGUAUACUCAAACGAAUGAAGACCUCAAACACACUGGUAUCCGUUGGAGACAUACGGCGCGCCCUCGCAUCACGAGUCUCUUCCGAAGACGUUGAGCACUCCGACACCACAGAAAAGGAUAAGCCAUAUGGCUGCACAGUCUGUGGAAAACGUUACACUAGCAGUUAUGGCCUCGAGAAUCACCUUUCACGCACGCCGGACUGCAUCAAUGGACCACAAGAGCGGUUUCAUUGUAAAUUAUGCGGCAAACACUACAAGAACCCCGAAGGCCUCAAGGCCCAUCACAAAACAGCGCCAAACUGCAACACCGGGCCUCCAGUGCUCCUGGACAAUUCCGCUGGUAGGAAAAGGGGGGAGCCGCAUCGCUGUGAAAUCUGCGCCAAAGUUUUCGCGUCGAGCAUCGGCCUCAGGUAUCACCGCCAGUUUGCGGUGACAAAAUGCAAUUCUAGAAAAGCUGCCGGUUUAGCCGUCAAGAGUAAAAAGGCAAAGAGUUACCGCUGUGGGAGCUGCGGCAAAAGCUACAAGAACAGCAAGGGUCUCAAGUAUCAUCUAAAGGACGCGGCGGUAAAAUGCACGAUGCCCACGACAAUACCUCCACACUUCGAGCCUGGGGCUUUCCCUCUCGCUAUACCCGAACACUCCACCUACCUUAAAAACGCUUUUCGCGAUCUCACCACGAAGACUGGCCUAGAGCAGAAACAGGCGAUGGCGGGGGUUCAGUACUGCUUGGAUUCGCUGGAUGUCAAGAUUCAGAGAGUCUGGGGAGGCCUGAUCAAGAAAGCAGAAGAAUACGGUACCGGCAAUGGCGCUGAGGAGGAUAAAGAGAAUGACCCUUGGGAGGAUGUCGUUAGUGUGGAUGAUACGGGGGAUUCCAGCGAUACAGAGGCAUACGAUACAGGGAUAUGGGCCCAGGAAAGGUCGGAGAAUGAAAUGGAAGAUGUUGAUGGUGUGGACGAGAUGGAGGUUUACACAAACACCAAAGCGGGCGGGGAUAAUGAGGAGAAGGCGGAGGAGUCGACUUCUCCAACUGACAUGUUGCCACAUUGGGCUACCCCAAGAGGCAUUUUCAAUACUCUCGGGACAAUUGGACGGAAAGGGACGAGCGACCAGGCAGUCACGCAUCCGAUCUCCGAGAGGGACAAUCUUGACGCACGGGCGGCUGCAAUGCACCCUGCCAGCAGGUGGAGGAUAUACGGGGGACCUAUAACGAUUCAUGACCCAUUACUGAGACGCAUCAAUAAAGAAGGGCAAAUGUCAUCGAAGAAGCGGAAGAGGAGCGAUGUCAUUGAUACGGACUCCCCCGCCUCGAAACGCAUCGAUGCGGCAGCAUCAGUCUCUCCGACUAGGAAAAUCCUUCACACAACCGUGAAUCCUGAACGGCCCAGUGCUACGUUAGAAGAGGGAUUGGCGUCGUUUGUGAAGCAUACAGCAGUGGAGACUAUCGAUCUAGGCAUAGAAUCGGAAGGUGAAGGGCCCGCCAACAGCGCGAUUCCUGAUACAGAAGCACCACUGCCUCCGACUGGCUCCAAAACCCGAGACUCGAGCAGCCGCGAGUAUGAUGGGUCAGCGAGAACCCCUUGGAGUUUGCCGGGGCAAAUGGACUUCUCUCCCAUGCCCGGAACGAUAUCAGGCCUCGUGGCCGGCAUGGACGAGGCACAGAAAGUGGAGUUUUGGCAAGACUGA